AGGUAUUAACCCGGCUGAGAGAGAGAAGAAGGAGAGCUGUUCGGUGUCGGACAUGGUGUCGCUGCUGUGCUGUGGGCCCAAACUGGCCGCCUGUGGGAUUGUGCUGAGCGUGUGGGGAGUCAUCAUGUUGGUCCUGCUGGGGGUGUUCUUUAACGUCCAUUCGGCGGUUCUGAUCGAGGACGUGCCCUUCACUGAAGCAGAUAUGUUUGAAGACCCCAACCCUCCGGCCAAGAUGUACCGCCUGUAUGAGCAGGUCUCCUAUAACUGCUUCAUCGCAGCCGCCAUCUACAUUGUCCUGGGGGGCUUCUCCUUCUGUCAAGUGAGACUGAAUAAGAGGAAAGAAUACAUGGUGCGCUGACCUGCCCCCCCCCCCCCCGUUCAACUAGAAGGUGGUCUGACCCACACUGAAACCAACCCUCCCACUUCUUCUCUAUGUUUCAAUCAAGCCACCGCCCACAGACCCACUUAAAGGGGUUGUUCACCUUUAAAUGAACUUCUAGUACGAUGAAGAGAGGGAUAUUCUGAGACAAUUUCUAAUUGGUUUUCAUUUUUUAUUAUUUGUGUUUUUUUGACUUAUUUAGCUUUUUUUCAGCACUACUCUAAAUUGCAUUUCAGCCAUUGCUUGCUAGGGUCCAUGUUACCCUAGCAACCUUGCAUUGAUUUGAAUAAGAGACUGGAAUAUGAAUAGAAAGACAAGUAACUAAAAGAAGAAAUAAUUACAUUUGUAGGCAACAGAGCGUUUUUGUUUUUUUUUUUUAGAUGGGGUCAGUGACCCCUGUUUGAAAGCUGGAAAGAGGAAAAAGGCAAAUAAUUAAAAAAACUAUAACAAAUAAAUAAUGAAGACCAAUUGAAAAGCUGCUUAUAAUUGGUCAUACUAUAACAUACCAAAAGAAAACUUAAAGGUGAACCUCCCCUUUAAUGGCAACUUGUUUCUGCCUGGAGCAAUGUAUAGGCAGCAUUCAGUAAUGUAAAUGCAUGACUACAACUCCCAGCCUCCACUAUUCUACAAGGAUGAGUGUAGUUCUUCAGCAGCAAGAACUGGAAUGAGGAUCCUGGAGCAGGGAGCCUCUUGGGACUGUAUCUGCUUGAGGAAGGUCAGUCCAGUUGUUCCUGAUUGGCCGGUCUCUCACUAAUCCUAUUUUUGCCAUGAAAUGACCCACUGGGACCAACCCCAUCCCCUUGAGGUCCUAUUGUGUGUUUGUAUUUAUGUGACUGUGCAAUAAAGUGACUGUUCUGUGACCAA
This is a messenger RNA of Xenopus laevis (African clawed frog), 1243 nucleotides long. It is a transcript of the gene rnasek.L, whose product is annotated as ribonuclease K L homeolog. Gene Ontology annotation, molecular function: RNA endonuclease activity. Lineage: Eukaryota; Metazoa; Chordata; Amphibia; Anura; Pipidae. The record is from RefSeq and is marked provisional. Gene Ontology annotation, cellular component: membrane.